AUGGGCUUCAAGUUACUCCAGUCGCUGGUGUACACGCCGCUGCUCCUAACCUCCAUCAUCACCUUCUCGAUCAACACGUACCUGCUCGCCAUCCUAGCCUCGCACUCCCUCUCGCUGCCAGACUCCAUCCCAGCUGUGGAGGGUAUAUCCGGCGCCUCCAUCCUCUACACCAUCGUCACACUCAUCCUGCUAUCCAGACUGGUAUCCGUCCCGAAAUGCUUUGUCCUGCUGAUCCUCAACUUUGCAUUCGCUAUUUGCUGGAUAUACGUGAGCGUGACAUACCGGGCCGGCGCGAGUGGAUGCUCCGGUGACAAUGUCAACGCGGGUGUGCUGGGAAAGGGAAAAGAAGGCGACACGGUGGACGGCGGCUCCGGCGGCUCUGUUGUCCUCCCCGAUUAUGGGACGGGUUGUCGACUCCAGAGUGCCGUGCUCGCCGUGGGCAUCAUCAGCAUAUUUUUCUCGCUGGGCGCCAUUGCAGUUGAGCUCUUCCUCGCUCGCCAGAUCUACCGUGAGAAGCACAGGCUUCUCCCCGUUGAUCCGGAAUACACCAACGAACAUGAAACCAAGGAUGAGACGGGGACCGUGACAUCAACAGCUCGUAAAGGGUUCUUGGCUCGUGUCUUCGGCAAACGACAAACAACGCCGGCUCAAAAGAUGGAGCAGGACAACAUCCUACCCGAGCACACCACGCCUGGCGAGCUUGUCGCCAACCCACGAACCGACAGCUUCGCUCCCAGCGAGCACACGAGCCAGGUUGGCGUGGCUCACGGACGCCCCGAGCCACAGAGAUACGAACUCUACUCCGACGAGGCACAGCAGCAAGCAUGCACUGGAUAUCAUGGAUACUCCCAUCAGCAACGAUACGACAGUGUGGACAAUGUGGAUGACCAAGUGAGUCCGCAGAGUCCACAGCGAUACAAUCUUCAAGAGAGGACGGGCGGGUACCAGCCUGCGCCGGACUAUCGAUAUGAGGACGGAAUCUAUGAACGUCGCUGA
Emericellopsis cladophorae is the source of this 996-nucleotide messenger RNA. RefSeq lists its product as uncharacterized. The transcript is spliced from 3 exons. Lineage: Eukaryota; Fungi; Ascomycota; Sordariomycetes; Hypocreales; Bionectriaceae. The record is from RefSeq and is a predicted model, not a curated record. The coding region runs from base 1 to 996 and encodes 331 amino acids.